Molecule: messenger RNA, 1699 nt
Organism: Vitrella brassicaformis
Lineage: Eukaryota; Vitrellaceae
Source: the annotation of a GenBank genome assembly
GUCACCCACAGCCGCGCAACCCAGCACAUUGCAUUGCAUUGUCAAUUGUCAGACAAACGAGGCAAACGAAGGAACCAUCACCGUCAUCACUUCCCCUUCACCAGCAAAGUCACCACCUUGACCACCAGCAGAAUGGCCAUUAAGGCGCUCGCAAUCGCCACAAUGAAGAUCAAAUACGACCGCCGUCUGUGUCUCGUCAGCGAUGCCGCCCACCGCACACCGAGAGAAGAUGACGCGGCCGCCACGAUGCCGUAGACAACCGCGCGAUCGAAGGGUAUCCGCCCCAUAAGGGCGUACUGGGCUGUGGUGGAGGUGCUCGUGAAGAGCACGCAGGUGGCCGCCGACGCCACUGCUGACAAGGGCUCGACAUGCAUCAAGAGGAAGAAGGGAGAGAAAAUAAUCCCAGCGCUGAUCCACAUUUAGAAACAAACAAGACACAUGGAUGGCGAGGCAUGAAUCGGUGGCGGCCCGUCACUCGCUGAGUGGCUUACCCGAUGCCGACGAGCCCCGAGAAGAUGCCGGCAACGAAAGCCACUAGCCCGUAGAUGCAGCAGCGAGGGAGCGUCCAAUCCUCGCCUCCCUCUUUCAAUAUCUUCACCACAAAGUACCCGUGCAGCCACACAGACAGCAGAAAGGCCGCAAAGCACAUUCCCCCUCUAAUAUUCGCGGCGUGUCGGGAGUGGGGGUACUGACGCGAACUGUAGCCCAGCAGAAUGACAGCCACCAGCAAAAGGCUCAUAAGGAGGCAGUCCACAAUGACACGAGACGACUGCAGAGCAGAGUCGAGAGGUCGAUGGCCGAGCAGGGGCCAGCUCAGACUGUUCCCUUCCUCGAGCUCGUCUCGAUUGAAAUGCGGGACCGUGUAGCACCUGCUGUCCUCUGCCUCGUCCUUGCUGGGAAGGGGAGACAUCUUCUCUUGCCUGUGGGCGUUGAUAGCUGCUCGAAGAGUCUUGAAUGACACAAACGUGACAAUGGCUGCCAGAAUGCCGGUGAGCAGGUACGCGGGAGUGAGGUUGAGAAGCAGGACACCGAACAUGGUCCCGCCGAGUGCCAAAGGGACGGUCAUCUGAACCAAUUUCUGCAUGCAGAUCCGAAGCCAUCAAUACACUGCAGAGCGGGUGAAUCGUCCUCUCGCGCACCAUGUCGAUGAUCGAGCCCCCUUCCACAGGGUGUCUGGUGAGCAUGUUGUACGACAGUGCCGUCAGAGAUCCCAGGAAGAUCACUCCCUGAAAGAAAACAAGGCCACACGCCCAGCAGAUGGAGACGUCGGGCCGACCUCCUUCCUUCCUUAACCAUACACCUUGGAUAUCGGCACGGCGUCGUGCGGCGUCAUGCCCCCGACAAACAUGAGUAUCGUCACAUAAAAGGCACUGCAUACGACACAAGGCACGAGUGAGAUGGAGUGGCACUGCACGCGGCAUGUGUGUCUUUGUCUUUGUCUCACCCGCCACCCAUGCCGGCGGCCGACGCCAGCACUCCGCAGGCGAAGAGCGCAACGCAUGUUGAGUAGACGGUGGGGUCGGUGAUUGAUAAGGGCUCCAGCAGCAUGGCGUCCGUCAGCGUCAGCGCGGAGCUGCCGUCAAUGGACAUUCGCACUUUGCAACGAUGGCUUUGCUGAUCAGGUAUCGACCUGUAGGGAGGGAGAGGAACAACUGCUACGAUGAAAAGAAGAGAAAAGGGGACAAACAGAGCCUUUCCC